AUGGCGAAGAAGACCAACCAGCCGGACGCCAGCCCACGCACCCUGGUCAUCGGCACCAACGACUCGAGCAUCCUCAGCAAGCGGAGCGCCGAACGCCUCGGCUACUUCCCCCACCCGCAGUUCCUCCGAGCAUUCGCACACAGGCCCCAGCGAAGGACCGCGCUGAUCAACAUCGGCUACACCCUCCGGACGCUGCUCGUCGAUCUCAUCGUCUCCAGAUUCACCGACGCCCAACCGGCCCCGCUCGUCAUCGUCAGCCUCGGCUGUGGCUACGACCCAGGCUUCUUCAAACUAGCCACAACCACCGCCACGACCACUACCGAGACCAUCCAAUAUAUCGAUGCCGAUUACCCCGAGCUGAUCGCCAAGAAGCACCAGCUGAUCUCCCAAUCCGAAGAACUCCAAUCGAUCCUCCCAGGUUUUAGCAGCUCGACGGUCGGAGACUGGAUUCGGCUACCUAACGCGAGCACCUCCUAUGCCCUACUCGGCUGCGACCUGUGUGAUAGCCAUCGAUUCAUUCACAAAUUAAUCGACUUACUCCAAGGCAGGCGCGAUGCUCGGAUCCUAUUCGUAUCAGAAGUCUCAACCGUUUAUAUGCCCUUCGACAAGUCCGAUCAGCUCCUCCACAACCUCAGCCAAUCAUUUCCCAACAUGAUCUGGAGCUGCUUGGAACAAGUCCUGCCAGCCAGCCCCACUGCCUUCUCGGAUACGAUGCUCAAACAUUUCCACAAGCUUCGAACGCCCAUCAGAGGCACCCUGGCCUAUCCAACCAUCUCAGAUCAGCUCAACAGACUCGGAAGGUAUUGGAAGACCGUGGAGAUGUCGACGCUCCAUGAUCUCUGGAAAGCAUUCGAUCUCAACCAGAUCUCACGCACCGAGAAAGAAAGGCUGAUCAACUUGGAAGAAUUCGAUGAGUGGGAAGAAUUAGACUUGUUUCUCUCUCACUAUCUCGUCGGGAUCGCCUACUCCGAACCAGGCCUCAUCCAUACCCAUCCUCGACCUCCGACCGGCACAAUCACCCUACCGCCGCUUCGGCACCGAUCACCCGCCGCAACUCAUCCGAUUGCUUCACCACGCCCAGAUAGCCCCGGUCUGUCGUGGAGCUACAGCUCGGUAGAUUCGUCCAUACACAGGCGCGGACACACCUCAACCCCACUCCCAAAUGGGCAGCUUUUCGUCUUCGGUGGCUUUGGCCUCCCAAGUCCGAUCUGCAAGAACCUUGAUCAGAAACUCAAAUCUUCCCCAGCGCAUUCCAGACUAGCCCAUCCGCUCAUUCUCACUCUCUCGCCUCGAACUUCGUCCCUCCAAACUACCCCACUACCCGUCAAUCCCUCCACCCCAUCGCCUAGAUUGUUCCACACGGCUUCAUCGGUCAUCAACGAUCAGGAUCAGACCACAUGUGUCUUCUUGUUCGGCGGAAGAUCUUCACCCCGAGUCCCGCUGGCAGAUGCAUACCUCUUUAACUAUACAACCAACACGUGGAACUCAGUCAAGCCAGUUACACUCGACCAUCCCUGGCCUGCUCCUCGAUUUAGACAUGCAGCUCUCAGUCUGCUGAUCGGAAACUCUUCUUACGUUCUGAUCCAUGGCGGGAUAGGUUUGGAAGGGGUGAUCCUGAAGGAUGCCUGGUUGUUUGAUCCUAAUCGAAAUCGGUGGACUGCAUUGAUUGACAUUGACGGGAUCAUCGGACCCCGGCAUUCCCACCAGAUCUACUACGAUUCACGCGAUCAAGAGUUAUACGUAUUUGGAGGGAUCACGGCCAUCUGCGGUGGCGCAUCAACAAGCCGGCUCGGGAGGAACAUUCAAGUCGGCGUGAUGUUUGCGGAGGACUUGACGGUCAAUGUUCGAUCUGAUGCGCCAGAGCUGCUCAAUUUCAACUUUGAUGAUGCUCUGCUUCAUCGAUAUUCACAUCGGAUCACCUCAUGGGAUCAGGAGAAUAAGACGCUAAUCAUGAGUGGUGGGAUCUCUGAAAACGGCGUGAUUACUACCGAAACCCAAUACAUAUUAUUGGAUUUAAAAUCCAGGACAUCUCGUAUACUUCAACUCGGCCGGCAAAAAGCUCAAACCAUGAUAGGCCACACAAUUUCAACCAUCAAUGCGAAUGGGGGUAGUCAGCUUGGCUCGAAAGUAGCACUCGUGGUAGGAGGGGGUGCGACAUGCUUUUCAUUCGGGAGCAGUUUCGAUACAUCUGCCGAGAUCAUCUCUGAUUCUGGUCUGGGCCUGACUGAACAUACUGGCGCGAUCUACAAAAACCAUGAACAAGUAAAUCGAAUGUCUUAUGGGACCUUCGAUCCCUCCCCUGAAGAUACUUGGGACCAAGUUCAAGAACUGCCUCGGAUCGACAAACUAACGAGCCAAGCCUGGAUCGAUGUCGUUUCGGCUGCUAAGCCUGUGUUGUUCGAUACUCGGGAGGAGAUUGGAGAGUGUGUCGAAAGUUGGACACCUGACUAUCUCAAGCUGAAGUGUGGACAGAAGAAAUGCUCGGUUCAUCUCUCCAAUCCUCUCUCUUUCACCACUUUAAGAUGGCACGAUAAGAACUUCAAAUACGAGACGAUGAGCUUUAUGGAGCUGAUCGAUCGAACAACCGGCGCCGCAACUUCUGGCGGCGAGAACAAGGAUCGCCGGAUCGUUUACCUUCGCUCAUUAUCCAACUCCCCCAAACAUCCCUCUAAUUUUCAUUCCGACUUCCCCGAAAUCUCUCUCGAUUUUAAGAUCCCUCCAGCCGUGAAUGAUUAUAUUAUUGAUCGUGACGCCUUCUUUUCGAGUGUUCUCCGGAUUUCUGGGGCUGAUAUGGGUCUCUGGGCUCACUACGAUACAUACGACAAUAUCCUUGUGCAAGUUCAAGGGAAAAAACUGGUCAGGCUCUGGCACCCAAGGGAGAUUACCAAUCUGUAUAUCGAAGGUAGUUCAUCACAUAUUCCUAGCUUCGACCCGCCCGAUUUGGAUCGGUUCCCACUCUAUCGCAAGUCGCAUCCACUGCUUUGUGUCUUAAAUCCAGGAGAUAGCUUAUUUAUACCCGCGAACUGGAUACACGCCGUCCAGACGCUAGAGCCGAGCAUCUCGGUCAACACGUUUUUCAAAACCGAUCGCCUCUCAGACUUUUACGAGUCUAAGAAGAAGGACAUAUGGGGCAAUAUCGAUCUGGCACCUUACAACGAGCUCCACGAGCGACUGUUCCAGGAUAUCUUGGCUGCAGCUCCUCAUCAACGCUUAGCAGACCCACCUCUCGAUCAGAACGACUCACUCGGCUCGCGCUUUAACUGCUUACCCAUCGAUCAGCGGCAAUUCUAUCUCAAAAAAAUCGCCAUCGACUUGAUUAGACAUGCUGAUCAAUUGUCCCAAUCCUCGUAA
Molecule: messenger RNA, 3351 nt
Organism: Puccinia triticina
Lineage: Eukaryota; Fungi; Basidiomycota; Pucciniomycetes; Pucciniales; Pucciniaceae
Exons: 5
Coding region: 1-3351 (1116 amino acids)
Biological process (GO): wybutosine biosynthetic process; tRNA methylation
Molecular function (GO): tRNA methyltransferase activity; protein binding
Source: RefSeq, a predicted model, not a curated record